Eleginops maclovinus (Patagonian blennie) is the source of this 750-nucleotide messenger RNA. It is a transcript of the gene xtbd1, whose product is annotated as CDKN2A interacting protein N-terminal like. The transcript has 3 exons. The record is from RefSeq and is a predicted model, not a curated record. The coding region runs from base 45 to 371 and encodes 108 amino acids. Lineage: Eukaryota; Metazoa; Chordata; Actinopteri; Perciformes; Eleginopidae.
CAAACCGGAAGCUGCAUUUGUUGACCUGCCUGAGAAGAAGCAAGAUGGCUAACCUGGACGUGGAGGAGUUUAUCCAACAGAAUAGAGCUGUGGCUGAUGAGGUGGAAACGUACCGUGGUUACUGGGAGAGUGACAAACACUGGCAGCCGAGGAGGGAGUUCAUCCUUCGGAACAUCAACGACUUCGAGGAGCCGCACAUGGACCAGCUGCUCGCGCUUUCCAUGGUGUGGGCCAACAACGUCUUCAUGGGCUGUCGGUAUAGCACGGAGCUCUUGGAGAAAGUGAGGGAAAUGGCUGAAGGCAUCGUGGUAGAGGAUGCACCAGUCUUCAAGACAAGAGAUGAGAUUAUGAAGAAGCAACAGGGUCGAUGACCGGCUCGCCUGAUCCCUUCUGGUGUGGGAACAAACCUGAAAACUUGACGGAUCUCAGAUGUUGUUUGAAACAGCCUUUGAACUUUUAAAAAUAUGUUUGAACGAUCUACACUUUUUAAUACUGAUGAGUGUUAGCAUUUAAAACAUUUUUUAAAUCAAAAGUAGGACUAUUGUGUUCCUCAGCAUCCAUUGUUGAGGGAGAGAUUUUUUGCAGUGUGGGAGCUUCGCUGCUCAUCCAUUUCAACUCAACAUUCUCACAGUGUUUUGUAAUUUUUUUGAAGCAAACUCGUUUUUAGUAUGUUUUUAUACAUAGAUAUGAAAGAUGAAUCUUGUCCUAAUGUCCCUGUCUUAACCACAAUAAAUGUGUUUUUUUGACUCA